Nothobranchius furzeri (turquoise killifish) is the source of this 1644-nucleotide messenger RNA. The record is from RefSeq and is a predicted model, not a curated record. NCBI's taxonomy places the organism in Eukaryota, Metazoa, Chordata, Actinopteri, Cyprinodontiformes, Nothobranchiidae.
UAUAAAAAGGUUUGUGUGUAUGUGUAUGUGUGUGUGCGCAUGUGCAUGUGAUGUGCUAUUCAGAUGUUAUUCAGAUGUUGACAAGUAAACCAGAGGGAUUAGAUCACUAACAUGAAGGAUGUAUUAAAACACAAGAAGGAUGGAGUCAUCGUCAACACCAGCCUUGUCUGUGUCAACAGAGCUUAGACACAACAGUUUGAAUACAAGAUCACAAUGGACCUAUUCAACUCUGCUCUUGGCAGAAAUAUCACCUUUAUCCGUCCUGCAUAUUUCAUAAUAAGUGGAUUUAUUGAUAUUCCUUAUAUGCAGUAUUACUAUGUUUUUCUUUGUUUUGUCUAUAUCGCUUCAGUCCUUGGAAACACAGUAGUGAUGGCUGUAAUCUACCUGGAUCAUAGCCUCAGAACUCCUAAAUAUGUUGCAGUUUUUAACCUUGCACUUGUGGAUCUGUUAAGUAGCACUUCUCAGGUGCCGAAGGUGCUCGACAUCUUUUUGUCUAACCACUUUUCCAUCCCCUACAUUGACUGCUUGAUGUUCUUUUUUUUCUGCUAUUCGUUGCUCUCACUUCAGGCUCUUAACCUGCUUGCUCUCUCCUACGACCGGGUGGUGGCUAUCAUGUAUCCUCUGCACUAUCAAAGAAAGAUUACCAACAGAUUUAUGUUUAGUUUGAUAGCUUUUUUCUGGUUAUUUGCUAUAGUUGCUGUCCUCACAGCAGUUGGUCUUCUCACACGACUCUCCUUCUGUAAUUCAGUGGUGAUUAACAGCUAUUUCUGUGAUCAUGGUCAGAUAUUCAGGCUUGCAUGCAAUGACAUGUUUCCCAGUUAUGUCAUUAGUUAUGUGUUACCAUGCCUUAUUCUAUGGGUUCCUCUUUUACUCAUUUUAUGUAGUUAUCUUUGUAUCGGCAAUGCUUUGGCUAAAGUAGCAUCAGGUAAAGAAAGAGCAAAGGCACUGAAAACCUGCACAGCUCAUAUUUCAUUAGUGAUUAUGUAUUUUGUCCCUUUUUUAACCACAUAUACUAUUGGUGCACAAAUACAUCCCAAUGCCAGGAUCAUAAACAUGUCACUUGCUUCGGUUUUACCUCCCAUGUUAAAUCCAAUCAUUUAUGUUUUACAAACGCAAGAAAUCAAAAAUUCAAUCAAGAACAUAAUAGAAAUUAGAAGGCAGUUUAGAAUCAUGGUGAACUGAGAUCCGGUUUAGUUCAAAAGCAAACAGAAAAUAAAUAAAUGUUUUGAAGCAACUGUGUGCGACAGUGUGGAGAUGCUUUGUUUACUAAGAUGUCAGAAAAAUGUUAUGUUUAAGAAAACUCAGAAGUGACAAAUUGUUUUUUUUAUCUAGAUGAAAUAUAUUUUAACUUAAAUAAAUGUAUGUAUGUGUAUUGAAAUGGAGCUGUGAAAUUUUAUGAACCUUUUCAAGUUUUUGGCAACAUUAUUCCUAGUGGGUUUUGGUAACAUCUUUUUGAACAUCUGACCUUAUUUUAUUGAUGUUGUUACAGCUUUGAUUCAAAUAACCAGAUUUCAAGGAAGACCUGUAAGGUCUUUAAAUCUAUUUGUAAAGCUGAUUGACGCAAUUUAAGUCACUGACAGAAGUGAAGUUUCCACACAACCAGGGCCACUCAUUUCUCCGACUACCACCAGCAGGCUAGAAGGU